Messenger RNA from Coturnix japonica (Japanese quail), 3132 nucleotides. RefSeq names its product 2-phosphoxylose phosphatase 1 (gene PXYLP1). Gene Ontology annotation, biological process: chondroitin sulfate proteoglycan biosynthetic process; glycosaminoglycan biosynthetic process; dephosphorylation. Gene Ontology annotation, cellular component: Golgi apparatus. NCBI's taxonomy places the organism in Eukaryota, Metazoa, Chordata, Aves, Galliformes, Phasianidae. The record is from RefSeq and is a predicted model, not a curated record. Gene Ontology annotation, molecular function: phosphatase activity.
UGGGGGCGGUGCUGGCCCGAGUCGGGGCGCUGGGCGGGCUGCCAGCCGGAGCCGUGGCGUGGCGGCGGGAGAAGCUACGGCUCUUGGCCCGGGAGGAGGCGAGAGCGCGGCCGGGCAGCUCAGCGUAGUGGAAGUGUGUAUCCUGUCGUUGGAUAAGGAAAGGAUUAGGAAUAUGAUGAUAUUUAUGAAGUGGAUGAAGACAACUUGGGCUUAUGACAGAUUUCCUUAGCUGUUUUCCACAGAGCCCUCACGGUGACAGUACUGACCAGAAACCACUGACACGUGAAGAUGAAACCAUGAAGAGAAAGCAGAACGAAUAAUAAUGCUUUUCCGAAACCGGUUUCUGUUCUUGCUGGCUUUGGCAGCCUUACUUGCCUUUUUGAGCCUCAGUCUACAAUUCUUGCAUUUAAUCCCAGUGAACCCCAUCAAGGAAGAUGGGUUGAAUCCUAAGAGCCGAAAGAGAAUAAUGCCUGAUUUGCUGACAGAACCUCCUGCAAUAGAUCCUGUUUAUGAAGCUCGUGUUUACUGCAAUAUUCCUACCAUUGCUGAACGUAGCAUGGAAGGCUAUGCACCCCAUUAUUUUAAGCUAGUGUCAGUUCAAGUGUUGAUUCGACAUGGAGAUAGAUAUCCAUUAUAUGCCAUUCCCAAAACAAAAAGACCUGACAUUGACUGUACGUUGCUGCCUAACAGGAAACCUUCUCAUCCUCAGCUGGAAGCUUUCAUUAAGCACAUGUCCAAAGGGUCUACAGCCCAAAUGGAUGGUACCCUAAGCAGCCUGCCUCGUUACCCUAGUCAUUCUCUUUGUGAAAUGGGAGAGCUUACACAGACUGGUGUUGUGCAGCACUUGCGAAAUGGACAGCUAUUGCGAGAAAUUUAUAUAAACAAACAUAAACUGCUUCUGAAUGACUGGACAGCAAAACAGCUCUACUUGGAGACAACAGGAAAGAGCCGAACCCUGCAGAGUGCGCUGGCGCUGCUCUACACCUUUUUGCCUGAUUUUGACUGGAAAAAAAUUAACAUGAGGCAUCAGUGGAGCACCAUUUUUUGUUCUGGAAGCUGCGACUGUCCUAUGCGGAACCACUACCUAGAAGAGGAACAGCGCAGGCAGUACAGCUUACGGGUGAAGAACAAUGAUUUGGAGAGAAUAUAUGUGGAUAUGGCAAAGAUUGUUGGCAUUCCUACCAGGCAGUUGAGAGCUUCUAACCCAAUAGAUUCUCUCUUGUGCUAUUUUUGCCACAAUGUCAGUUUCCCCUGUACCAAAACUGGCUGCAUUGGUAUGGAACACUUUAAAGUAAUCAAAAGACAUCAGUUGGAGGAUGAGAGAGAAAGACAGGAAAAGAAACUAUAUUUCCUGUACGCACUGUUGGCUACUCACCCUCUCCUUAACCAGACUGUUAAUCGGCUCCAGCGAAUUGCAGAAGGCAAGAAAGAAGAAAUAUUUGUUCUUCACUCUGCACACGAUGUCACGUUGUCACCUGUUCUUAGUGCCUUGGGCAUUACAGAGGCCAGAUUUCCACGGUUUGCUGCCAGAUUAGUUUUUGAGCUGUGGCAGGAUGGGAAGAGACCCAAAGAACACUUUAUCCGCAUCCUGUAUAAUGGUGCUGAUGUCACAUUCCAGACCUCAUUUUGCAAGGAUUAUUAUAAACGUUCCAGCAAGCCAAUGUGCCCGCUAGAAAAAUUUGUUAGCUUUGUUAAGAGGGAUAUGUUCUUAGUUUUUAACAGCACUAGUUAUUAUGAUGCAUGUCGUAGAAGACCACUGUAGGAAAGGGAAGUGAAACUGUUAACUUCUUUAACUGUAGGUGAAAGUCUGUAUUCUGGUUGAGGCGCAUUUCAGUUCUGUUGUUUCUUGAGAAAUGAUAUUUCUUGGAACAUUCUUCAGUUUCAUUUUCAUUCAAACUGUAGAUGGUCUCCAGUAGAAGAACAGAUACUGAGGAAGUGUUUUGUCUGUGUUAACUGUCAUGAACUGAAAAACCACACAAGCUACUGUAAUGUUAGACUUUGCUUGAUAGAGUGAGAGAGCACAGAUUUCAUUUCCCUAUAUUCCAGAGCAAUACUUGCACACCUCGAGUUUAAAAACAAAGCAUUUUUUUUUCACCAUCAUCUUGUAAUCAUGUAAGCAGCUGUAUCAGGGUAUUUAUAAAAAGCCAGACAUCUGCUUCUAGGAUAUUCUGGAUGCUCCCUACUCAGAAAGCAUUUUAAUAUUUAGGAACAGGACUUUAAAGCAAAGUGCUUGACUAUAACUGAGCAUGUACAAAUGAGUGUGUGCCUUUCUGACCUCACAGACCUACAGAUGCUUACUUACGUUGCCUGUGCCAGAGAAGGGUGUACUGGAAAAUGUGUGCAAAACUGUUCUCUGACUGCACUUUUAGCACUUUGAACAAUACAGACACAAUCUUUGAUUAUGUAAUGGUCUUGUUAUAUUAAAAUAGAUAAUGAACACUAAAUAUUACCACUAAAUCUGAAUGGGAAAUUAGGUUUAUAAAUCAGUUUUACAGUGAGGUGUUGGGCUUUUUCCCAUUGUGAACAUGCUCAAGCAAAAAAAAUCAGUGUUUUUGGAAUUUGAUAUAAUGGCUGCUUGAGACAGCUUGACUAAACACUAGGAAUUUUAUAGUUGAUUUUAGUAUUUUUAUGGGCUCAGAAGCUCUUAUUUUGUAUGAUCAGACUUGUGUAGCUACUGCACUGUGUAAAUUUGUGACACAGUAGAUCUUUCAUACUUCAGUUUGUAAAGAGCUGUGAAAGGCUGACUUUCAGACAUUUUUUCCCUUGAUCAGGGUAUACAGACUUAAGAAUAAACUGUCUUUUAUGGGUAACUUGAGCAAUGUGUGGGUAUGAGAACUUGUAUUCAAACUGUUUUCAUCUCUUUAGGAAUAGUAAAUUGAGCGAUAGUUUUUUCUAGAAGCUAUAGAUGUUCCGUAAUUUUGGAGGGAUGGGUUUUUUACAUGUCUAGAAAUAAGUCUGUGACUCGUGACUCAGUGGUGCUGGUUUAUUAAAAAAAAGAAAAACAACAAACACACACAAAAAAACCCUGCAUAACUGAGCAUAGGUUCUCUAACUCUUGAUAUUCCACUUGCUGUUUUCAGUGCUUCAUUCAAACGUAUUUCUUUAAAUAAAAAUGUAGGGACUCUUUGUGAA